UGGCGAGUAACAUUCAAUAGUGCUGGUUAGCAACUGUUUGACCUGAAGCCAAACACGACUUUGUACGUCAUUAUCAUAUUAAAAAAACGUUUCUGAACAGUGGUUUCUUCUUUGGGUUGUGCCCUAUAGCGCACUCCCCGAUGAUAAUUCCACAUCCAUCAGCAACCUUGCGAACUACCUCGUACGUGUCGCAGCACAUUUAACAAGAUCAGCUAAAUUAUUUAACAUUCGUCGUCGUCGCCUCUGCCAUUCCUCCUUUUUCUGUGAUCCUCCGUGUUCCUACCCUGCUGUAUGGCGUGGGUCUGCUGUCGCUUCUGUCUCCGCUGAAGUUCUGUCGACCCCUCAUGGGCCCGGAUCCGCCUGUCCGGCCUCCGGAGACAGCGCCACCGGGUCGCCCUCCACUCCCACCUCGACCCGUUGAUCCUCGGCUGCGGCCUCCUCGAUUUCCGCGGCCACCUCCACCUUUCUUACUUUGUUGAAUAAUGUCAUCCAAAGACAUAUCCAUCUUAUCAGCCAUGGUGGCACUUGUCGUGUUAGAGAACACCAAAUAAUUGGAAAAUUAACUUUAAUAAUUACGUUUUUGGUAGCAAAAUCUAGCCGCGUUCCUUCGUGCUAAUCAAUGGCGAAUAGCUAAAGUUUGAGUGACGUUAGUGGGCUUAAAAAUAAUUGUAGGAAGUGACGUAAAUGCAUUCUCACUAGCAUUUCCGUUCGAUUUAGCGCGUCUUUCACGACCAAACGUCCUCUCUGUUGCUGUAUUGUGCCUCUAUCCAGCAUUGCAAUCAUAAAGGUACCUUUCUGGUUGGGGGGCAGUGUACAGUCAAAAGAGACCACCAUAUAUUUAUUUUUGACAAUGUUUUUUUAGAUUUUUCUAUUUCAAUUCGUUCUCAAAUGUAAAUAAAUCAAAGGAAAAGACGAGACACUACAUACCCUGGUUCGAUUCCAGGCUGUAUCACAACAGGCCGUGAUUGGGAGUCCCAUAGGGCGGUGCACAAUUGGCCUAGCGUCCUCCGGAUUAGGCCGUCAUUGUAAAUAAUAAUUUGUUCUUAAUUUGUUUCCUAGUUAAAUAAACAUCGCUCUGGAUGGCAGUGUUGUACCUCUUUAUCCUCCACGGGCAUGGGUGGCGAUGUUUUCCCCCGAUUCGAGGAUGUAACGUUAAAUGUGUCGGGAACUCUCAGGAAAUGUUUUGUCUUCAUUUUAAAAUCUUAAUACAUUUGCCAUGUUACUUAAAAGCAAGUUAUUCCAAAUGUCAACAGCGAAGUAACAUCAUGUGUUGCACCAGCUUUCUAGACGAGCAAACAUGAAAUUAAACUACUGUGUACAGCUGGUUACUGUAACGGUAGCUAGCUACUAAGCUAACGUGAAGAGGUCUAACGUUAGUAUUUAGCUAAGCUAGCCACUUUGAACAUUCAUACAACGUGUGCCCAUCAGGUUCACGGGAGAUGAAGGUUAAAAUCAAGCAGUGGAACGGCGUGGCAUCCUGGCUGUGGAUGGCCAAUGAUGAGAACUGUGGGAUCUGCAGGAUGUCUUUUAAUGGCUGCUGCCCAGACUGUAAGGUUCCUGGAGAUGACUGCCCAUUGGUCUGGGGCCAGUGCUCCCACUGCUUCCACAUGCACUGCAUCCUCAAAUGGCUCAACUCCCAGCAGGUCCAGCAGCAGUGCCCCAUGUGUCGGCAGGAGUGGAAGUUCAAAGAAUGAGCUCAUCUGGAGAACAUCGCUCGAAUGCCUUUCAAAGAGACUGAUGCGUCAGAAUCAGAGGAUUCUAGUGUUUCGGAAUACAUAUGCUUCUGUUUUUGUUGUACAUUUCCAGCUACUUUUUUUUCUCUUCUCUGAGGCUGUCAUUGUUUGUAUUAUGUGGAGGGGUGUGUGAAUAAAUAUGUGAUUAGGAUUUAAUCUUGA
Messenger RNA from Oncorhynchus kisutch (coho salmon), 1895 nucleotides. RefSeq names its product anaphase-promoting complex subunit 11. NCBI's taxonomy places the organism in Eukaryota, Metazoa, Chordata, Actinopteri, Salmoniformes, Salmonidae. Gene Ontology annotation, biological process: anaphase-promoting complex-dependent catabolic process. Gene Ontology annotation, cellular component: anaphase-promoting complex. The transcript has 2 exons. Bases 1440 to 1694 code for a protein of 84 amino acids. The record is from RefSeq and is a predicted model, not a curated record. Gene Ontology annotation, molecular function: zinc ion binding; cullin family protein binding; ubiquitin protein ligase activity.